Phanerochaete carnosa HHB-10118-sp is the source of this 3192-nucleotide messenger RNA. RefSeq lists its product as uncharacterized. Bases 26 to 2209 code for a protein of 727 amino acids. The record is from RefSeq and is a predicted model, not a curated record. Gene Ontology annotation, molecular function: protein kinase activity. Gene Ontology annotation, biological process: protein phosphorylation. The transcript is spliced from 4 exons. NCBI's taxonomy places the organism in Eukaryota, Fungi, Basidiomycota, Agaricomycetes, Polyporales, Phanerochaetaceae.
AUCUGUCUGCCGGAUAUAGUGCAAUAUGUGGAAUAUCGCACUUGAAGGGACCGGAUACAUUGUAAAGGAUACAGCAGACCGGAUUGAAGACGUGUUCGCCGACCACAAACCAGAUUUGUCUCUCAACUACGAUGGGGGCCCCGGAAAGGACGCCUGGAUCGUGGAGGCGUUGGCGGCGAGGGGGAAGAAGAAGAACGGUGAUCGCUUUCGUCACAUCGCUAGGGUUGCGAUGGCCUGGAGCGUCGCGCUCGUUGAAGUCAAGGUCAAAUCGACCGAGGACCCAUUUGGACCCGAGGAGGGAUUCGACUGGCAGCGCGGGAGUCGAGAUUCCCGAGUGCAGAUACUGAAGUACGUCGCCGAAAUAUUCCUUCGACAACAUCGCGAAUCCUUCUGCAUGGUGUUCAUCGCCGGUAAACAAGCUCGUCUUACACGUUGGGAUCGCUGCGGCGUAGUUAUUACGAACGCUUUCGACUGGACCACCAACGUAGCUCCUCUGGUGAACUUUUUCUACAAAAUUGCUACGUCUUCUCGCGCAAUGCAAGGCUUCGACACUUCUUUCUCGUGGGCGACGGAGGCGGAGAAGACCGAGCUACUCCAGUACAAGGAUCACCUACGGGAACAAAGGGAUGCGCGCCGCCUGAAGUUCGUCGAGGCGAUGACCGAGAACCAAAACCUGUACCCGAUCUAUCGGUUAAACUGCACAGCUACAGUUGACGGACCUGAGCACUCGUUUGCCCACGAAGUCCACAAAGGAACCUUGACUCUCCUUGUUGGCAAGUAUCAUGCCUGUAACUACUCAUCCACGGGGCGUGGAACCAAGGGCUAUUUUGCAUAUGUGGUAGGCAAGAGGCGACUGGUGUUCCUCAAGCUCUCCUGGAGACCCGGGUGCAGCGAUAUUCCCCCUGAGCACGAGACUUACGAGAGGCUAUACGAGAAGAAAGUCGAGCAUAUACCUCAACUUCUCAGCGGCGAGGAUAUUUGUCACGUCUCUCAUCGGGGACUUGGCCGACGUUUGUCCACGCGAACUCAAGAAUUCCUACAGAGUCCGACGCCUUUGAGGAGCUUUGCCUACCGUUUGGUGAUCGAAAUUCUUGGUCUCCCAUUGGCUGAAUAUCGUAACUCCUUCGUCAUGGUCCGCGUGGUUUCCCACGCCGUUAUAGCUCACCGGCAAGCUUGGGAUGGGGCUGGCAUUCUUCAUCGCGACAUCAGUAGUGGUAAUAUCUUGAUCGAACUAGACUCAGCAGAUGACGAAAAGCCGAAUGGACUCCUGGGCGACUGGGAUCUGAGCAAGCUGAAGGAUGGACCCCAGAAGGCAACACAAAUUGGACGAUCAGGCACAUGGGCUUUCAUGUCUGGACUCUCGCUCCACUAUCCUUUGAAGCCGCAAGAAGUCUCCGAUGACUUGGAGUCUUUUGUCAACGUCAUCUACUUCAACACCCUUCGCUUUCACCACCACAAUAUGACUGGCCAGUUACACCGGGCUGCUGAUACGAAGACAGUUCAAUACAGCGAGCAACUGGCGAUGUUCGUCUCGACUUUCUUCUUGGAUGAAAGUAGAUACCAGUCGGUUAGAGGGACGCAUCGGACGGGCGGAAGAGCGAAGAUGUCUGCCUACAGUAUGGCCGAUCUACCAUUCGCUCUUACGGAUUCAACAGACGCAGGGGAUCGGACGAUGUUCGAGGUCGUACUCAAAGCGCUCCAUUCGCUCUGCUAUCUACACUAUCACUUUGUGGAUUUCGACGAACUGGAGCGCUACAGACCAGCCCCGCUGAAAGAUGAUCAGGCUGAGGCGCCUAAGUCGAAAAGGAACACGACUCUAAUCGAACAAUAUGCAACCAGGUUUUCCGCCAAUGGAAGCGAAAUCACAUCGAAACCUCCCUCUGACCCCCUUGCCACCCAUUCGCGUAUAGAGGAUAUUCUGACUGUCGCUGGAGACGACCCUGAACCCUGGAGCAGCAUUGACAAGACGCCUGACCAAUUUGAGCACUUGCCCACCCUGACCUUAGUUUCCGACAAGCAGCCAUCAUUCACCUUCUUUUCCGCACCCCGCGAGUCCUCUGCAUCCCAUCGUAUUCAUGCACCCCACGAGUCCUCUACAUUUCACCACCCUAUUGCGUCUCACAGCCCUGAUCAAGGCUCGAGGCGGAGACUCAGAGAGGAUGAAGAAGAAAUCCAAGGAAGCGCAAACAAAAAGGUAAAAUCCGCGUAGCGGCACGACACGUGACUACUGGAAACAGGGAAGGAGUUAAGGAGUAUGCGUCAGGUCUCCGUUCCCCGACUGUAUUUUGGUACGGCGCACAUCAGACAGCUUACCGAGCAGUGGGUCGCUACAGUGCAGCGCGAGCACUGGAAUAUCGUCAUGUUCUCGCCCAAGUCGGCAUAACCGCCACUAGUUCUCAUCUGCAGACACUAUGGGCUGGAGGACCUUUGUCGAUUCUUGGAAGAUCUUGCACAUCUCGUGUCCUCGCCCUUGUCCUCAUCAUUCAGCAGGGCAAGUGCAGAGGAAUGCUCCGUCUCAGAUGCUCCGUUGGACGCGGCAGCAACCUUCGCGAUGACGUUCGCAGGCUUCACGGCCAUGCAAGGGGAGGCACUGCGGGUACAUGCCGCCUGCCAUUCGGGAAAGAACUACAAGCCACGUAUUACGAUGCAAGUUGGGGACGUUGGCACGCGCAUACACUCACCAUACACUGGACCAAGCUUCGCUAUUCCUCUUCAGCCUCAGCCCGUCGUACCGGCAGGCAAGUGGUGGUUGAGCAUACCUCGCCGAUGUAGUACAAGGCUCCGCCCUCGCAAUACCUCAGUUGUUACGGAAGCUGCGCGAGCAUCCUGAAUGAAUUUCCCCGCUCGCAGGCGGGUGCAGCUUCACGCCGGUUACAGGCUCGGGUCUAUCAAAAGCAUGGCUUUCAAAAACGAUGCCUGCACGAGGAAGAGGCUUUUCGCGCGAGAGAUUGGGUGGAACGGUCGUGAGCUCAAGGUCGCCUUUAGUCGCCACGCAAGGACAGGGUACCGAGAAGGAGAGCGAGUAGCAACAUGUACAAAGGGCCCAGUAGUGCUAGUGGAGAUCGAUCGCGAGGUUAGGAUCUUUACUAACGCCUCAGCAGAAGGGUUAUCUCUCGCCGUCUGCAGCGACUUAGCCCUUCCUAGAUCUAUAUCCCAAAUGAAUCGUGAUGGUAUUAUAAUUAUGAAUAAAAA